Poecilia reticulata (guppy) is the source of this 691-nucleotide messenger RNA. RefSeq names its product mediator complex subunit 9 (gene med9). Gene Ontology annotation, biological process: regulation of transcription by RNA polymerase II. Gene Ontology annotation, molecular function: transcription coregulator activity. Gene Ontology annotation, cellular component: mediator complex. The record is from RefSeq and is a predicted model, not a curated record. NCBI's taxonomy places the organism in Eukaryota, Metazoa, Chordata, Actinopteri, Cyprinodontiformes, Poeciliidae.
AUCUUGGAUGUCAGCAGGUCGUAAUGUGACGAGAAAAAGCUGCGCAACGAACGAUGGCGGUGUCUCAACCGAGGGUAGAGAAAGACAGCGAGGACUGCUCUCUUUUGCCUUUAGUUCACGAUGUUAUCAAAUGCAUGGACAAGGACAAGGAUGGCCAGGAUGUUCAUCAAGAGCUGAUGAAGCUGAAAACAAAGAUCCAGAAAGCUAGGGAGCAAAUCUCCAACAUGCCUGGGAUAGACAGCAGCCCACAGGAGCAGCAGCAGCAGCUGGCCACUCUGAGAGAGCAGGUGCGCACCAAGAACCAACUGCUUCAGAAAUACAAAAGCCUAUGCAUGUUUGAUGUCCCCAAAGCAUCAUAACACUAGUUGGGUUGGACUGGACUUUAGUAACUGGAGGGAAAAACAAAUUGAAACUCAUGCUGGUCAAGGACAUGGGACACACGGGACUUUUUUUUUUUUUUCCUGCACUGCACGACAAUUUUGAGGGUCAUUAGUUAUAUUAUUAUUUUUGGAUGUGUUUGAUUCUGUAGAUUUUGUUUGGAUUUUCCCAUCUUGUUUUUUUUUUUUUUUGUAUUAAAACAAUUUUGAAAACCUUAUCUAGACGUUGUUAUUAAAUACUACCACUUAUGAGUUACGGUGUUUAUUUUGAACAAAUCCACUGAUGACACAAAAUUAAAGUGCCUAAAUGUUAA